Molecule: messenger RNA, 1404 nt
Organism: Phoenix dactylifera (date palm)
Lineage: Eukaryota; Viridiplantae; Streptophyta; Magnoliopsida; Arecales; Arecaceae
Source: RefSeq, a predicted model, not a curated record
AUGGCGAUGAGGAAUAGGACGCCGCUUUAUAGAAAGUACCGCGAAGCCCUCCGGGGCGUCCGGGUCCCGUCGCCGUCGUCGUCCUCCGGCGGCGGGCCGGUCAUCGAGCUAGUCAGCGGUUCGCUUCUGCGGCACGACCGGUCUUACGCUCCUCUCAGCACAGAAGACCCCGGGAGUUCAAGUAGAGGAGCCCUUACAGUUGGUUUACCUCCAGCUUGGGUGGAUAUAUCUGAAGAAAUAGCUGCGAAUAUGCAACGUGCUCGGACAAAAAUGUCCGAGUUAGCUAAGGCUCAUGCCAAAGCUUUGAUGCCUUCUUUUGGUGAUGGUCAUGAGGACCAACAUACAAUCGAGGUUCUUACUCAAGAGAUAACUGAUUUGCUGAGGAAGUCUGAGAAGAGAUUACAAAAGCUUUCUUCUAGUGAUCCUUCUGAAGAUUCAAAUGUUCGAAAAAAUGUUCAGCGGUCGCUUGCAACUAACCUUCAGAGUCUUUCAAUGGAGUUUCGGAAGAAACAAUCAUCCUACUUGAAGCGCCUUCGACAGCAGAAAGAGGGUCAAGAUGGUGUUGACUUGGAGAUGAACAUAAAUGGAACUAGAUCCCAUUUGGAGGAGGAUAACUUUGUUGAUGAGGAUUUUGAUGAUCUUCAGAUGUCAAAGCUGAAAAGAAGUGAGGUCCUCACAAGAGAAAGGGAGAGGGAGAUUGCACAGGUUGUAGAAUCCGUUAAUGAGCUUGCUCAGAUUAUGAAGGAUCUCUCAGUCCUUGUGAUCGAUCAGGGAACUAUCAUUGACCGGAUAGACUAUAAUGUACAGAAUGUUGCAACCUCAGUGGAAGAGGGCUAUAAACAGUUGGAAAAGGCAGAGCGAACACAGAGGAAAGGUGGGAUGGUGAUGUGUGCUACGGUCCUUGUCAUACUCUGCUUCAUUCUGCUAGUCCUUCUGGUUCUCAAGGAAAUAUUAUUGUGAUCUAGUAAUCAUACCAAUUCAAAUGGCAUCUCUGUGGAGUAUGCCGGCAUGCCUUCCCCUCAUCAACAUUUUGCAGUGCUUGUUCAGUUGAGUGCAUAUGUCUCAGUUUACGCAGCCGCAAUUCGUAUCAUGGAGUAGUGGCUUGCAGAAUCUGGGGAGCACUCAUGUUACACUGAAAGAGAGUUCGCUGUUCUUUGGUGUGCAGCACGGCUGCAUGCACCGCUUGGUAAAUGAAUUGCAAGAUAGCUUUGGGUUGCUAAUAUUAAACAGCUUGCUCCAAUUUUGAAGAUUCUUCAUAUAAACAGAAAGAAUACUUUGUAACAAAUCCCUAUAAUGUUGUAAUACAUCAUCAUUACUUCAGGCAAUGCUUGUCCUCGUGUACGUUGUUCCUCUUGGAAAUUUAUCAAACCAGACAUUGGACGUGGUGGCAGCAGAUUACAUUCA